AUGGGUGUCUCUCUUAGAAAAGCAGAUUCAUUUUUCCCUUAUUUACUUUUAGAAUCUUCAACAUCAACAACAUCAAGGUCUACAACUACUCCUUAUAGUAGUACUACUACAACUACCACUCCACAUACACCAACAGAAACUACAUCAUCAUCACCAACAACUAAAAUAACUUCCACAACUACUACCACUACAACGACUACACCAACAACAGAAUCUUCAACAUCAACAACAUCAAGGUCUACAACUACUCCUUAUAGUAGUACUACUACAACUACCACUCCACAUACACCAACAGAAACUACAUCAUCAUCACCAACAACUAAAAUAACUUCCACAACUACUACCACUACAACGACUACACCAACAACAGAAUCUUCAACAUCAACAACAUCAAGGUCUACAACUACUCCUUAUAGUAGUACUACUACAACUACCACUCCACAUACACCAACAGAAACUACAUCAUCAUCACCAACAACUAAAAUAACUUCCACAACUACUACCACUACAACGACUACACCAACAACAGAAUCUUCAACAUCAACAACAUCAAGGUCUACAACUACUCCUUAUAGUAGUACUACUACAACUACCACUCCACAUACACCAACAGAAACUACAUCAUCAUCACCAACAACUAAAAUAACUUCCACAACUACUACCACUACAACGACUACACCAACAACAGAAUCUUCAACAUCAACAACAUCAAGGUCUACAACUACUCCUUAUAGUAGUACUACUACAACUACCACUCCACAUACACCAACAGAAACUACAUCAUCAUCACCAACAACUAAAAUAACUUCCACAACUACUACCACUACAACGACUACACCAACAACAGAAUCUUCAACAUCAACAACAUCAAGGUCUACAACUACUCCUUAUAGUAGUACUACUACAACUACCACUCCACAUACACCAACAGAAACUACAUCAUCAUCACCAACAACUAAAAUAACUUCCACAACUACUACCACUACAACGACUACACCAACAACAGAAUCUUCAACAUCAACAACAUCAAGGUCUACAACUACUCCUUAUAGUAGUACUACUACAACUACCACUCCACAUACACCAACAGAAACUACAUCAUCAUCACCAACAACUAAAAUAACUUCCACAACUACUACCACUACAACGACUACACCAACAACAGAAUCUUCAACAUCAACAACAUCAAGGUCUACAACUACUCCUUAUAGUAGUACUACUACAACUACCACUCCACAUACACCAACAGGUAUUGAGAUAAUUUUAAACAUUUAA
Messenger RNA from Protopterus annectens (West African lungfish), 1275 nucleotides. RefSeq names its product mucin-5AC-like. The transcript is spliced from 15 exons. The coding region runs from base 1 to 1275 and encodes 424 amino acids. Lineage: Eukaryota; Metazoa; Chordata; Ceratodontiformes; Protopteridae. The record is from RefSeq and is a predicted model, not a curated record.